This is a messenger RNA of Prorocentrum cordatum, 2171 nucleotides long. The record is from the annotation of a GenBank genome assembly. NCBI's taxonomy places the organism in Eukaryota, Dinophyceae, Prorocentrales, Prorocentraceae.
GUAGCCAUUUUGGCUCAGAGCCGCGCGGGGCGGCGCCCUUUCCCGCACUCUUGAGUGGCCACGGUCUUCCGCUGAUGACGGGCGUUGUCAGCGAUGUGGAUGCGCAUCCCGCGGCCUGGGGCGCGCUGGCUGGCGCCGUCGAGCUGGCAGCGCGCGGGGCGGCUGCGGGCGCGGCGGGCUCAACGCGGCAUGUAGCGGCGGCUGCGGUGGCGGCCGCCGUCCGCACGGCCGUGGAAUCGCUGGCGCCGCUGGUGAUGGCCGUCGAGGCCCCUUCGGCGAACAUCGAGGAGCUCGCCCUCCGCUUCGCGGCGAUGGCCCCCGCUCUGCUGCAGGCCAUCCGCGGCCAGCAGGCAGGAGGAGCCGUCCGUGCGGCGCGGAACCUUGGCGCGCACGCCUUGCUGGGCGAUGGGGCCGCUGCGCUGGCGUCGGCGCUGGACCGGCCUACCUGCGCCCAGCGGGGCGGGCGCGCUGUGCGUGCUAGGCGUGCGGCGGCGGCAGGGCCAUGGCAGCCUAGCCUCCGCCGCUGCGCGGCAGGCCCAUCCUCGGCGGCCACCGUGUUCGAGGAGGUCUACAGCGAGAUGGACAAGUCUGGCGGUGGCUCAUCAGGAGGGAGCGGCGUGGGCCCAGGGCCUUGGGCUCGUGCUGCCGUGAGUCGGGCGAGGAGUGGGCCGCCCCCGCGGCAGGCGGCGGCGAUGCUGCUGCGGACGCCCCCUGGCGCCGCGAGCCCCAUGGUGAGGCGCGGCGCCAGGCGCCGCAGGCGUCGCCCCAAGUCCCUGGACGUGGUGAAGAUUGUGCGGUUCUCUGAGAAAGACGUGACCGACUCCGACGACGAUGGCGCUCCUGGCCCUGGCGAGCUGGAGGGCAGCGUCGGCGUCGGCCCCGCGGCCCCUGGGCCGCCUCCGCCCCCGGAGGCUGCGGACGCGCCUGCCCAGGGUCUGGGCGGCGGUGAGGUGCCUGGCGAGCGUGCGGAUCGCAGCGCCAGCGAUGCCCCCGCCUCCGUGGGCUCCAUGCGGUCGCCGCUUGGGGGCGUGCAGCAGGUGGACGCGUCCAACAGCUCGGCGUGCAGCACGAUCUGCUCGGACAGCGCUCGCCUCGACACCCAGAUUGUGCAAUACUUGGCUCGGAAUGAUGCGGCCCUCUUGAGCGGGGGCACGCAGGCUCCUCCUGCACCCUCCGCGUCGGAGGGCGAUGGCCUCUCGAGCUCGGAGGGCGUGUUCGUGUCGUUCCUGGACGGCUUCUCGGUGGCGGCGGUGGCGUGUGCGGCCAAGGGGCCGAAGUCGGGAGUUGAGUCACUCCUGGACUUGGCCGAGGCCCGCGUCCUCGGCGUCCGCCUCGGAGGUGCGGGUUUAGGCGAUCCCUCCGAGGGCCUGCCUUUCGUCGAGGAGCCCGAGGUCGAGUCCCAGGAGGGCGCGAAGUCCGUGGAGGCCGACCUGGCGGCGCACGGCGCGAAGGCCUCGCAGGGAGUGGUGGAGUCGACCGUGGGCGCAGUGCAGGCCCAGGCGGAGGUCGAGGCGCUCGGCGCCAACAUGCUGGCGAGGGAUGCCCUCCAGCGCGGCGACAUCGCCGAGGGCCUUCGGCUGCUGGAGGCGGCACAGGCGAAGCACUUGGAGAGCGUGCCCAGGCGCCCUUGCGAGUGCUCGGAGCGAUAUUCCUCCUUCCCCUGAUCGUGUAUAGGCUCUGUUAUUUUGCGCAGUGCUUGCAUGAUUCUGGUGUUGCGAAACGAAUGGGAUAUUGGGUAGUAUCUGUUCCUUUCAGUGCUGCACUAGGUGUGAUCUUGUGUAGUAUAUGCUCUUGUCAGCGCUGCACUUGAUGGUUGUCUUGUGUAGUAUUUGCCAGAGGCUUCGCCUUCUGUCUGUGCUGCGCUUGUCUGGGAGGGGGCCCAACGCGGCCUCCUCGGGAGGAGCGGCCCUUCCGCGGCCCCCCUCGGUUUUUGUUUCUCCCGCCUUGAAGGCCCCACCAACCCAUCCCAACCCUUUUUUUCUUCGGCACCUUGCAGGGCGGAUCGGCACGUGCUGGUCCUGGGGCCCGAGGGGCAACAUCGCCCGUCGUGACGAAGUUGUGACUCUGGGGUUAUCGUGGGAUCUCCUCGCACCUCUCCUGGUCGAUCUUGCCCCGAGGCUGGCCUCGUCCGAAGCGGGGCCAGCCUUGGGCCAGCGCCGGUGCGCAGCCUC